CACUAAAAACCCUAAAAAUCUCUCCCCUUUGUUUCGGCCUCCUCCUCCCUUCGCCGAACAGCAGCGCCGCCGCACCCCCUCCCUCUUCCCUCGGCCGGCAGCUCCUCCUCUACCAUGACGGACAGUGAGGUGACAUCUCAAUCCUCCAGCCCAAAACCUCCCCAUCUUGCUUUCUCCGUCUCAAAUGUCAAACUUCAUGUUCCAAUUCAACUCAGUUUUUCUCAACCAAACUAUAAAAGGUGGAGCCGCUUGUUCCUCCUUCUUGCACAGCGAUUCAAUCUCCAUGGCUAUCUCAAAGGCUCUAUUGCUCCCAUCUCCGACGACGACGAUGAAUGGUUCCAACUUGAUGCUAUCCUCCAGGGAUGGAUUCUCUCCACCAUCACAGAUGAGGUGUGUGAUCUCGUUCUCUCUUCUCUCACUACUGCAUCUGCUCUCUGGAAGAUGAUUCAUGAUUUGUUUCACGACAAUAAGCACGCUCGAGCCAUGCAACUCGAGCAUCAAUUUCACACCACCGUCAAAGGAUCUACCCCCAUGGCUGCAUAUUGUCAAGAGCUCAGGAAUAUUGCGGAUUGGUUAGAUGACGUUGAUGCCCCCGUGUCUGAGCACCAACUAAUACUCCAGAUGCUGCGCGGCCUCCCUGACGAUCUCCAAGCCCGAACUUCGUUUCUCCCAUUUCGGGAUCCUCUGCCGAGUUUUCUCCAAGUGCGGUCGGCCCUUCUCCUUCUCGAUCGACAGAGGACUCCACUGGGCGGAACCAGCAGCACGGCGCUGCUGGCAGGUCGGGACGCCGGCAGCGGCAACCAGCACGGCGGCGGUGGCAGCCGUGGCCCUCCUCACGGCGGCAGUGGGGAUCGGUUUUUUGGUGUCAAUUAUGGCGAUGGCUCCUCCUCCGGACAGCGUGGAGGCUAUGGACGCGUACAAGGGCGUGGAAACGACAAUCGGGGACGAUCGUCAGACGGGGACCGUGAUGCAUCGGUCCAAUAAUGUGGGUCCCCUCUACCCUGUAGGCCAACUAGAACCUGCCCAAGCGCAUGUCUCAUCCGUUGAUCAUCAAACUUGGCAUCGUCGUCUCGGACAUCCAAGCCCUGCAGUUUUUCGUGGAGUCUCUCAUAAUUUUUUUAUAUUUACAAAUUGUCAACAAACUCUUUGUCAUGCAUGUCAGUUGGGAAAGCAUGUGUGCCUCCCAUUUACUCUUCCAGUCGUGUUUCUUAUUUUCCGUUUCAACUUUUGCACACAGACUUAUGGCAAUCUCCUGUGCCAAGCAUCACUGGUUUUAAAUUUUAUAUGUUGUUGGAUGAUUUUUCUCAUUAUCUGCGGGUGUUUCCUUUAAGACAUAAAAGUGAUGCUUUUAC
Messenger RNA from Cuscuta campestris, 1352 nucleotides. The record is from the annotation of a GenBank genome assembly. NCBI's taxonomy places the organism in Eukaryota, Viridiplantae, Streptophyta, Magnoliopsida, Solanales, Convolvulaceae.